AUGUCCACUGUCUACUUUAUUACUGGCGGUAACCGUGGGAUCGGUUACAAAAUUGUCGAACAAUUGGCUGCAAGACCAAAUACCAAAGUUCUUGCCACCGCUAGAAACGUCGAAUCAGCCGUUGAAUUAAAGGAAUUGCAAGCCAAGCACCACAACAUUGAGAUCUUGAAGCUUAACGUCUCCUCUGAAGAAAGUAUCGAUACAUUGGAUGAACAAUUAAAAAAAUAUGCUCCCGACGGGAUUGACGUGUUGAUCUCCAAUGCUGGUAUCGCCGAUGGCUACUACACUGUCAAGGACGCACCACGGUCCAUUUGGUUGAAACAUUACAAGACCAAUGUCUUGGGUCCAAUUUUCCUCUACCAAGUUAUCCGUCCUUACUUGAUGAAGAAAAACACCAGAAAGAUUGUUUUCGUCAGCAGUGCAGUUGGAUCUCUUGGAGGAUUCCUCCCAUUCUCCACCUCUGCCUAUGGACAGUCCAAAACCGCACUUAACAUGACUGUGAAGCAAAUCAGUUUUGAGGAAGCUCCAGAAGGGUUUAUUGUUAUUGCCAUGCAUCCAGGGAUGGUCACCAGUGAGAUGGGUAACCACAGUCUCACCCAAUUUCCUCAAGAAUCUCUCACCGGGAUUAUUCCAAUGAUGAUCACGCCAGAAGUUAGCGCCACCAAACAAAUAGAGGUUAUUGAUGGGUUAACCAAGGAAAGUAAUGGUGGGUUCUAUAGCUAUGAUGGAUCUACUGUGCCAUUUUAA
Messenger RNA from [Candida] anglica, 747 nucleotides. Lineage: Eukaryota; Fungi; Ascomycota; Pichiomycetes; Serinales; Debaryomycetaceae. The record is from the annotation of a GenBank genome assembly.